Messenger RNA from Leptopilina boulardi, 3849 nucleotides. Its product is annotated as probable ATP-dependent RNA helicase DHX34. Gene Ontology annotation, biological process: nuclear-transcribed mRNA catabolic process, nonsense-mediated decay. The record is from RefSeq and is a predicted model, not a curated record. The transcript has 17 exons. Bases 383 to 3805 code for a protein of 1140 amino acids. Gene Ontology annotation, molecular function: RNA binding; ATP binding. NCBI's taxonomy places the organism in Eukaryota, Metazoa, Arthropoda, Insecta, Hymenoptera, Figitidae. Gene Ontology annotation, cellular component: intracellular anatomical structure.
GUUUGUUCUCAGCCCUGGGGUGUACCAUGUGAGCGAAGAUUUUUUUUGUGUUUCUGAAUGUAAACAAAUGGUGAUAAACAAAUGUAGUUGAUAUGUUUUUUUGUUUGUUUAUUAUGUAGUUUUGACAGUUUGCAUCAAGAAAAACUAACAGAAAAAGAAAGUAGCUUUUUCUACUCUGGAAACAAUUCUGUCAAUACCAGAGAGAGAUAAAACUGGAACAGUGGAUUCUGAUGAAACUGUCGUAGUCGAAUUGUUGCCAAUCGAAUGCGUAGAAAUUUGAGGACUAAUACUACAGAUAGAAGAAACUGGAACAGUGGAUCCUGAUAAUACUGUCUUGGUCGAAUUAUUGACAAUCAAAUGCGUAGAAGUUUGAGGAUUGAAAAUGCGUUCAUCACAUAGGAAAACUCAUCGUAGGACAUCAAAUGAUGAAGAUAAUUUAUCUUAUCGUGAAAAGAAACGUUUCAAAGCACAAAAGGAUGGAAAAAAGUAUAAAAAAGAAGAUGCCCUUUUUUCUUUUCUAAAAUAUCGACAUGAAUUAAAUAAUUUACUCCGUGUGAAUGAAAAUCUAAUAAAUAAUAAUGAUGAUUUUUGGAAAUUUGUCCAAAAAUAUGAAGCUUUGGAAGAAAAAAAAGAUGGAAUGAAUCAAAUGGCAGAUUCAAGUGCUUCUAAUAAACUUCACAUUCCUUUAUCUUACAAUAUUACAUACAGUUUAAAUUUUUCACUUGUUUGCGAAAAACAAUUGUUGGACAGAGUUGGAAGUUCUGAUGUUUUAACAGAUAACCGGCUAUGUAAAUUUAUAAAUAUUGUUCUUAUGUAUUUGGGUUUUAAACAGAAAGAAAAAUUUUCAAAACUUAAAAAGUUGCGACACGAACAAGAAAAUUUACCUGUUGCUAAAUAUCGACAAAAAAUUAUUGAUGUUAUCGAAUCCGAAAGAGUUAUAAUAAUAGCUGGAGAUACGGGUUGUGGUAAAUCAACUCAAAUUCCUCAAUAUUUAUCUAUGAAUGGCUUUGGAAAAAUAGCAUGUACACAACCUCGCAGAAUUGCGUGUAUAUCUUUAUCCAAACGUGUUGCUUUUGAAACUUUGUCAGAGAACUAUAAUGAAGUGGGUUAUCAAAUUCGAUUUGAAAAGCAAAGAAAUCAACAAACCAAAAUUACUUUCAUAACAGAAGGGCUUCUUUUAAGGCAGAUAUCAGCCGAAACAGGAUUAUCACAAUAUGACGUUAUUGUCUUGGAUGAAAUACAUGAACGUCACUUGUACGGAGAUUUCUUAUUGGGCAUUACGAAGUGUCUCAUUCAUCAAAGAUCAAAUCUGAAAUUAGUUUUGAUGUCUGCUACAAUUAAUAUUCAACUUUUUUCUGAUUACUUUGCAAAAGAAAAUGUAAAAAUCAUUCAAGUACCUGGUAGAUUAUAUCCAAUACAACUAUUAUAUAGACCUAUGAGUGCUGAAGACCGACAUUUUAAAAAUGAUCGGUUUAAUCCAAGUCCUUACGUGCAAAUUCUUCAACUGAUUGAUCAAAAGUAUUCAAAUAGUGAAAAAGGUGAUUUACUCAUAUUCUUAAGUGGAAUGAGUGAAAUCACAGCCGUAGUUGAAGCGGCUAAAGAAUACAGUAUGAAGGAAAAAAACUGGAUUGUUUUGUCUCUACAUAGUACACUAUCUAUAUCAGAACAAGAUAAAGUUUUUGGUUACUUGCCUGAAGGAGUCCGAAAAUGUAUAGUAUCAACAAAUAUUGCAGAAACAUCAAUUACAAUAGAUGGAAUUAGAUUUGUUGCUGAUAGUGGCAAAGUUAAAGAAAUGAGUUAUGAUCCUUUGUGUAAAAUGCAACGAUUAAAGGAAUUCUGGAUCAGUAAAGCCAGUGCGGAACAAAGAAAAGGUAGGGCAGGCAGAACAGGACCCGGAGUUUGCUUCAGAUUGUAUUCUGAAGAAGAGUAUACAGCUUUAGAAAAAUUUUCAACUCCUGAAAUCCAAAGAGUUUCUCUUGAUUCCCUUCUUUUGCAAAUGGUUGCAAUGGGACUACCAGAUCCACGAAAGUUUCCAUUUAUAGAAUCACCUCCAUUGAAAAGUAUAGAAAAUUCAAUAAUUUCAUUGAAAGAACAAGAUGCUUUAUUGGAAAACGAAAAAUUAACAAGUGUUGGAAAAACACUAGCUCGAUUACCUGUUGAUUUAUGUAUCGGAAAGAUGUUAAUUAUGGGAUCAAUUUUUCAUCAAGUUGAUCCAGUUUUGUCUCUUGCUGCUGCUUUAAGCGUUCAAAAUCCAUUUACCAAUAGAGCUUACAGAGAUGUGGAAUGCGAGACAUCCAGAAAAACUUUAGAAUCUGAUCACGGCGAUCCUAUAACGAUUUUAAAUGCCUAUAGAGCUUGGUUGGAAAUCAAGGAAGAAAGUGGAGUGAAAUAUGGAAACAAUAAAAGCAAAAUAUGGUGUAAAAGACGAGGACUUGAAGAACAAAGAUUUUACGAAAUGACAAAGUUAAGAGCCCAAUUUAAGGAUUUACUUCAGGAUUGCAAUUUACAAAAGAAUUUGUCAGAAAACACUAAUUUGACAAGUCAGGAAAGAGUUUUACGACAUGGAGAAUUGAAACUUUUAAAACAAAUAAAGCGAACAUAUAAACAAAAUGAACAUAGAAAUCGUAAACAAUUGAAAUUUGAAUCGUCUUAUGUAGACGAAAUGGAAAAUGAUUGUUGCGAAACUGAUGAAAUCGAUAUAAAAGAUAUAGAAUUUAGAAUGAAGAAUGAUCUGUCACAAGUUCAAAAUUUAGUAACAGCAACAACAGCUUGCAGUUACAAAGAUCUUACGAUGUUAAAAUUAAUCUUAUGUAGUGGUUUAUAUCCUCAAUUUGCUUGUGCAGAUGAAUAUAAUUACUGUAAGUCUAUAAGUGAGCAACUAUAUCACACGAAAGUAAAACCUUAUGUCGGACUCCAUCCAUUAAGUUAUUUUGGAAAUAAUCCACAAAUUUUACAGCCCAAUGAGUCAGAUAUUACAUUUAUUCCUGGAUUAAAAACUUCUUCGCCUGUUAGUUCUAAGCAUCAAUUGCUUAUAUAUCUGUCUCUUUUAGAAACUACCAAGCCAUAUCUUGUAAAUACAUUCAGAAUGCCAGCUGCUCAAACACUGUUACUUUUUUCUCGUGUAAUUGACACGAAUUCCGUAUUUUCAAUGUUUGUGUGUGACUCGUGGUUAACUUUAGAAUUUCCUGUUCCUGAAACUGGUCAGCUGUUGCUCCUAAAAGCUAGCAAAUUGCGACAACAAUGGGACUAUUUGAUAAAUCAGAGUUUACAAGAGUCUCCGAACGUUAGUGAUGGAUUACAGCUUACUAAUGUAACUGAAACUAUACUAGUAAAGGAACUUGUAGAAUACAUGCAUACUACUGUACCAUAUACGAUAAAACGGCUUCUUCCGGCUAGUUUAAAGACGCUAUAUGUUGGCAAAGGAAAUAACAUUGACAUUAUAGAACCAAAUCCAUUUCAAUCUGAUUUUCACUGUAUUCCAAAUGGAGUUAAGGGUGGAUGUCAGUUAACGAAUCGUAUAAUAUAUAAUUGUUUGAUGGAAAAUGACUGGACUGAGAAGAUAAUUGCUGAAAUGUGUGAAAAUCCCUGGAAAUGUUCGAAUUGCUGUGUAUCAGGUAUUUUUACAGCUAUGCAAAGAUUACAACAUCAAGUUUUAUGUUCAAAGCAAGAAUUGAUAGAAAAGGAUGUUAAUUCAUUUGUUCCUGAUUUUAAAAGCUCUAAUAAACUUGCUUAUGAUUGUCCACAGUGCAAAGAAACUUUUUACUUACGACCAAUAGAAAUAUUAAAGCACAAGAGACAACAUUAAUGUAUUUGUAUCAAUAAAAGUAAUAUAAAAUUUUAAAAAAUAUA